AUGAUAAGAUUCGGCCAACCUUUUGAAAGAAAUAAUACAAUUUACAUCUACGGAAAAGUCUUGGAAAAUGCGAAUCGAAGUGAUGUUUAUAUUUAUCGAGGAUUUGAGAAUAAUGAAAAUAGUCAAGAAAUUGCACUGCAUGUUAUUUUGGAUUUUGUGACUGGUUGGAUGAAGAUAUUUUCUGUGGAAAAUGGUGUGGAAAGUGUGAACAAAGUUAUUGCGGUGCCAUUUGUUAGAGGGAAAGAUUUUGUGCUGCAGAUAAGGUGAGUGAGUUGAGAAACCGUAACAUUUCAUUGUCAGUUAAGUUAGGCUAACUUCCUAUAUCCAACAAGUUAGUGUAACUUGGCUGCUAACUAGCGGCUCUUUUUCCAGAAAUCUUCACUGGUCAUUUUUGAUUAUGAAGGGUGAUUUGAACUACGUGACACUUCAACUAAACUCAAGUUCAAUUUUGGGAAAUGUUCGAACAACUGGAGAUUGGAUACAGAAUAAGAUAACGAUGGCAUGCAGUUAUAACGACAUUUUUUCAGUCAAGGAGAUUCCAGUGGCGCCAAAAACCGCUGCUAUUCCGGAUUUGGAUUGUAAUGUUAUUGUGAGUCAGGAUAAUUCCUGAAAACUAGCCGCUAUUGAUUUUCAGAACGCUGAUUUCUCCAACAAAAUAGUCCACCUGAUAACCCCAUUCAAAGUGAAUAUGUCACUUUGGUUUUGGGGAAAAUCUUGGAAAACUCCGAAAACCGCCGAAGUCUUCUUAUAUUCUGGAUACAAUAAUACUUUAACCAGUCGAAACAUCGUAUUUCAUUUGGAGUUUCAAUAUGUUGCUCCAAGACAGAUGAAAAUGAACUCAAUGAAUUCUCAAGGAAAAUGGGUUAAUCAACAAACUGCACUUUCUCCCUAUUUUAGAGGAUUGCCAUUUGCUGUACAACUUCGAAGAACUUCUGUGGGGAUUGAAUAUUGGGCUGGAACACAUUAUCAUAAUUUGAUAAUGAAAAUUGAUCCAAAUGUUGUUAUUGGAAAUGUAAGGACUAAAGGAGAUUGGGAUCAAUAUACAACAAAUAUGAAUUGCCCGAGGGAUUUGGAAAUUAUUGCAAAGAAAGUUGCGAUAAGUAGUUCGACUUCAAAAAAACCUAUCACAUCUACAUCGACUACAGCAAAACCAAUUCUGGUGAAGGAGGCUGUGAUUGUGAAUCCGGAAAGUGAGUUGGCAUAACUUAGCAAAGUCAUAGAUAUCAGGGAUAGGCUAGAUGGAACCAGACGACUAGAGUCUGAGUGAAGCGAGAGACGCAGAGAAACAAGACAACAAGAGAGUAUGCAAAACUAAGAGACCCAGAAAAGUCCCCAAAAAACUAACCGCAAGUUUGAAAUGAAAUAUAAUCGAGAAAUGAACAAAAAUGAAUUUGAUUCACGUUUGAAAAAAUGACGAGCGAAACGAGUUUAGGAGUUGGGUUAAUUUUAAAAAUCGCUCGAAAAUCUUCAAAUUUUCCAGCAACUCUCGAAAGCUCGGGCUCCGCAGAACCAGCCAAAACAUCUACAAAUUGCAUCUGUCCACCUUCAACCUCAAGUUCCACCUCAAACUCAAAUUCAAGCUCCGAUUCUACCAAACUUCUGAACAUUCUAAAAUCCCUCCCAAAAAUCACAAUCUACGGAAAUGACUACGAGGAAAGUGGAUUCGAAUCGCUUUUCGAUUUGGCAUCUCAAAAUAUCGAUGAAAAAUUGGUGGAAGUUUUGAAGAAUUUGAGAUUCGUUGUGAAAAAACCGGCGAGAAUUCCGGAAAAUGCUGGAAUUAUGGUUGAAGAACUAGAUCCAAGGAGAUUUUCAGAUUCAGAAGCUGAAAUUUCGCCUGAAAUUAGACCUGAAAACAUCAGAAGUGAAGCGAAAAGGGAUUCUGAAAAUGAAUACAAAAUGGACUCCGGGAUGAGAAAGGCUGAAAAUCCAUCUGAAAAUCAAGAAUGCGAAGAAGAUUCCUAUGAAGUUCGAAAGGAAGAAUGUUAUUGA
This is a messenger RNA of Caenorhabditis angaria, 1989 nucleotides long. Lineage: Eukaryota; Metazoa; Nematoda; Chromadorea; Rhabditida; Rhabditidae. The record is from the annotation of a GenBank genome assembly.